Mytilus trossulus (common blue mussel) is the source of this 2199-nucleotide messenger RNA. Its product is annotated as polycystin-1-like protein 2. NCBI's taxonomy places the organism in Eukaryota, Metazoa, Mollusca, Bivalvia, Mytilida, Mytilidae. The record is from RefSeq and is a predicted model, not a curated record. The coding region runs from base 1 to 2199 and encodes 732 amino acids. Gene Ontology annotation, molecular function: protein binding. The transcript has 9 exons.
AUGUGUGAACGGGUGUAUGAUUGGGCUUUAUCAUACCUGAGUGACAACGGUCCUUACGAUGAUUACUUGUACAUUCUGACGGUGUUCACAGGAUUACACAGACAUGCUGGAACAAAAUCCAGAAUAGGUUUGAUGAUAAUUGAUGGGAAACCAAAGAAAAACCAUUUUUAUGAACCAGAUGUACGACUAUUAGAUGAAGAUGAUGAAACACAUCGAAGUUUUGAUGUUGGAAGCAUCCGGAAAUUUGUCAUGAGCGUUCCUAAACCAAUAAAUGACCCAACAGUAUUAAAAAUUUGGCAUGAUAAUAGUGGACAAGGAAAUUCAGCAUCAUGGUAUCUUAAUAAAAUCAUACUAGAGGAUGUGCAAACUGGUGAAAGGUAUCUGUUUAUAUGUGAUCAUUGGCUUUCUUUGGACCACGAUGAUGGAUGCAUUGAGUGUGCCAUUCCUGUGUCUGAUAAGUUGGAUAAACAUAAAUUCUCAUUUUUAUUUAAUGAACAAACUAGACAAAACACAACAGACAAUCACUUAUGGUUAUCGGUUGCCAUUCGACCUGAAGAUAGCAACUUUACAAGGUUAGAAAGAUUGGCUUGCUGUUUGACAUUGUUGUUUCUCACUAUGAUCUCAAGUGCAAUGUUUUAUGGACAAAAUACCGGAAGUCAAUUUUCAAUUGGACCGAUUAAAUUAUCACUUUCUGGGAUAUAUAUUUCAAUUGUCAGUGCAAUUAUUGCUGCACCUCCAAUAUUGUUAGUAUCUUAUAUGUUCAGAAGUUCCAAACCUCGUUCAAAAAAUGAGAAGAAAACUUUUACAAAUACUAAAGACAAUUCUGAAAUGACACUAAAAUCCGGCGAGGAAGACAAAAACGCAGAUGUGACAGAUGAUUCUGAAUUUUCACUUCCGUUUUGGUGUAGAUAUGUAGCAUGGGGAAUUGUUACAUUAGCCGUCUUUACAUCUGGAUUUUUCCUAAUUUUGUAUAGCAUGGAAUGGGGAAAGACAAAGUCAGAGGAAUGGCUGCUAUGUUUCUUUAUGUCAUUCAUCGAAUCAAUACUCUUAGUUGAUCCACUUAAGAUAAUAUUGAUGUCAGUCAUAUUCUCUUGGAUUGUAAAGAGUUGUAAGGAGAAAACUGUGACAUACGACAGAGAGAAACUUCUUCUAGAUACCAAAAGACGUGCAGCUAGUCCAUUGUCAUAUCUUUUAGAUGUGUUCAAAGCCACGCAAGCUCCAUUGAAAUCCCAAACAGUUUCAAGAUUAAAAGAAAAAAGACAGCAGCGCCUUAAAAUGCAAGAGAUAUUCACAGAACUAGUUUUAUAUACGAUAUUCCUUGCUGUUUUGUAUUGUGUCAGUUUUAGUAACAGGGAUUCAAGAUGGUAUAACGUCAAAAAUCAUCUAGAACAGCAUCUUGUUACAUCGAAUAAUAUCUCAACAGGCGAUUCAACGUUUAGAUACGAUCAGGUUACAACUGCAUCUAAUCUAUACACAUGGAUCAAUGAGACUCUAAUUACGUUUCUGUUUCCACGGUACCAUUCUAAUGGAGUUCAACUAAAAGCCAAUAGAAGAUUAUAUGUAAAAGACCAAGUCAAUUUUCGUGUUGGUCCAAUGAGACUGAGACAACUAAGAACUGUUCAAGAGCCAUGUAGGACACAGUUUUUGGAUAACUUUACCUGUUACGAUGAAUAUUCUAUUUCCGGAGAGGAGGAUAGAAACUAUUGUGUUGCCUGGGAGCCUCGUCCUUGCGUCAGAGGUCAAGCUGUAAAGAAUAUGACAUUUGCUGCCUGGAAUUUUGUGUCGUCUGUUGAUAUUUGGGGACUUCCGGUCACAGGACUACAUUCUACCUAUGGCGGUGGUGGAUAUAUAGCAGAAUUUAUUGUCAACUACAAUAUCUCACGUCUAGUUCUCAAUGAUUUGUAUAAAUACACAUGGAUAGACCGUAUUACAAUAGUUAGGAAAAAGCCGGUGGGGUCCACAUAUGGCAUCGUUAACAUAGUAGCAAGCUUCUGGAGAGAGGCUGUUGGUCACAUUUUUGCAUCAAAUAAUACCACAACAAAAGACAGGCUGAAGUUAUCACGUAAUUAUUUAUCAAGUCAGAAAUUUACAAAGACAAUAGUAGUAACACGUCAGGAUGAGACACAACAGGUCGAUAUGGUAACACCGACAGAAGACUUACCGAAAAAGAAAGAACGAGCAAGACGUAUUUAUCAGUAA